Molecule: messenger RNA, 1671 nt
Organism: Talaromyces rugulosus
Lineage: Eukaryota; Fungi; Ascomycota; Eurotiomycetes; Eurotiales; Trichocomaceae
Exons: 2
Coding region: 1-1671 (556 amino acids)
Biological process (GO): transmembrane transport
Molecular function (GO): transmembrane transporter activity
Source: RefSeq, a predicted model, not a curated record
AUGGCUGAAGCUGAAGCUGAAACUGGCUCCUCCUCGCGAGGCUGGCGAUUCUGGGCCAUUUUUCCGCCUCUUUGCAUAGCUACUAUGCUGACGGCGUUGGAAUCGACCAUCACCUCGACUUCUCUGCCAAUUAUCACUCAGGACCUGAACUCGGGCGACAACUAUGUGUGGAUCAUGAAUGGCUAUCUCCUCACAUCCACCGUCUUCAUUCCGUUCUACGGCCAGUUUUCCAUGGUGGUCGGUCGCCGCUGGCCCGCCAUGUUCGCUGUCGCCAUCUUCACGCUGGGGAGCGGCAUCAGUGGCGGCGCCAACAACACGCGAACGCUCAUUGCCGGCCGCUUAGUGCAAGGGCUUGGGGGCGCAGGCAUCAGCACCAUGGCAAACCUAAUAAUUAGCGACCUGGUCUCAGUGCGUGAGCGUGGUAGCUACCAGGGCAUUCUGUUCGCCGUGUUCGGCAUCGGCAUCGCCAUAGGCCCCAUCUUGGGCGGCGUCAUCUCGCAGACCGGCCACUGGCGUUGGGUUUUUUGGCUGAAUCUGCCCCUGGGCGGGCUGACUCUGAUAAUGCAAUUUUUCUUCCUGCGCAUCGAGGCCAAGGAGAAACAGUCGUUCCGCGAGCGGAUCAAGACUAUCGACUGGAUCGGCAACGGGCUGUUGCUGGCGUCGGUGCUCGCCAUUCUCAUUGCCCUAUCGUGGGCUGACACUCGCUAUCCUUGGUCCUCGUGGCACAUCCUGGUACCCCUGCUAGUGGGCUUUGCAGGCAUUGCACUGUUCCAUGUAUACGAGGCUAGUCGCUUCUGUGUUGCCCCCACCAUCCCACCGCGUCUGUUCGGCACGCGUACCAGCGCCUUUGGCCUGGCAAACACGUUCCUGUCCUCCAUCCUUGUGUACUGGCAGGUCUAUUUCCUGCCCCUAUACUUUGAAGGCGUGCAUCUAGCCUCCCCUCGCCGCGCUGGCGUGCUCCUACUGCCAACCGUCCUCAUCGGCGGUCCCUUUGCAAUCAUGGCUGGCGUGGCCCUCUCACGUUGGGGUCGAUAUAAGCCCAUCCACGUGUUCGGCUUUGUCUUCCUGACUCUCGGUACCGGUCUUUACAUCUACCUGGGUCCAUCCUCGUCACUAGCCCCGGCCAUCGUGUUCCAGAUCAUUGCCGGCGCCGGUGGCGGGGUCUUGCUCACCUCCAUACUGCCCUCCAUCCAAGCCGCCCUGCCGCAGUCGGAUGUUGCUCCAGCCACUGCAACCUGGUCCUACCUGCGCCAGUUUGGCGGGGUCUGGGGCAUUGCCAUUCCGGGGGCCAUAUUCAACAGUCGUUUUGCGGUACAUGCUGGCCACCAGAUCACCAGUGGGCCAGUCCGUGAUGCCCUCAGCGGGGGGAGUGCGUAUGCCCAUGUCGACAACACCUUUAUUGCAUCAUUGCCCGUGCAGACCCAAAUUCAGGUCAUCAACACGUACUCGGCGACAAUGAAAAACGUUUGGGAGGUGUGCUUAGCCUUUUGUGCCUUGCCUCUGCUGUUGUCGCUUCUGGAGAAAGAGAUCUCGCUGCGCACCACGGUCGAAUCAGACUAUCAGCUGAAGGGCUCCCAGCCGGUGUCUGACCCGGAGCGUUCAAGUGGAAGUGGCUCGUUGGUUCCUGCUGAAAAGGAACAGGUUGAAAAGACACAGGAAACGGCGGAGUAA